UUCAGCGUGUCACCGUCUGCGUGCGGUGAAUCGGGAAAAUGUUUUCCUUUCUGCCGCCUUGAUAAUUACAAUGUUACAGAAUCAUUAACGGACACCUGGCUUCAUUAGCAGAAUGUGGCGUGGUUUCUGGUGAAUUUCCCGCCCGUUUCCGUAAUUAAAUGUAUCUUUAUAACGUCCAGCAACAGCAGAAACGGACUAAACACACACACAUUACACAUCUCUUUAUAUUAUUAUAUUCAGCUCUGAAUUGGAAGCAAAACCUGUUUUAAACCGGAAAAUCUCCCCCACUGGGUCCAGUUAUGGUAUUACGAACAUUUCUUCCACUUUGAUGAGUGUCAGUUAUAUUAGUUGACCGCUACACACCCUAAUAUUCGGUUAGGUUUACCGCAAACCACAAAGAAAACCCGAGAAUAAUGAAUGAACGACUGAAAGAACUUCGAGAGAGAUCUCAGGAAAGGAAGAAGCUUCUGGCCUUGGCUCUGGGAGCUUCCGGUCCAGAAGGAUUAAAGACAAUUCUACACAGUGAUGUUAACGCUGAGAAGAAGCUUCAGGACAGCGCCAGCGGGAGCAGCAGUUUGAACUAUCCUUCCCGUCUCACUACAUCCAGCGAAACUUCUGUAGCAUUGGACAACAACAAGAACAAGACUUUUGAUGAUAUUGAUGAAUAUGAGCCUGAAGAAAUCUACACCGAUUCCAGUACAUUUCUGAAGGGGACACAAAGUGCUAACCCUCACAAUGAUUACUGCCAGCAUUUUGUCGACACUGGUGAGCGACCCCAGAACUUCAUCCGAGAUGUUGGAUUGGCCAACAGAUUUGAAGAAUAUCCGAAAUUGCGGGAACUGAUCCGACUUAAAGACAGUUUAAUUGGGAAGUCAAACACUCCUCCGAUGUACCUCGCUUGUGAUUUGGAGACAUUUGACUUCAACGACUUGGACUGCAAAUUUGACGUCAUAUUGAUCGAACCACCUUUGGAAGAAUACCAGAGAUCUCAUGGAGUCGUCCACGACAAAUACUGGAGCUGGGACGAGAUUGAACGCCUGGACAUUCCAGCAGUGGCUGCCCAACGGUCAUUCUUGUGGAUAUGGUGUGGCAAUGCCGAAGGUUUGGAACGAGGAAGAACAUGCCUGAAACGGUGGGGGUUUCGAAGAUGUGAAGACAUUUGUUGGGUUAAAACGAAUAUAAAAAACCCAGGACACAACAAGAACUUACAACCCAACGCUACUUUCCAGAGGACCAAGGAGCACUGUCUGAUGGGUAUAAAAGGUACGGUGAAGCGUAGCACAGAUGGUGACUUCAUUCACGCCAACGUGGACAUCGACCUGAUCAUCGAAGAGGAGUCUGAGUACUCGAGCAAGGACAAACCCGUUGAGAUCUUUCAUAUUAUAGAACAUUUCUGUCUGGGCAAGAGGCGGUUGCACAUAUUUGGCAGGGACAGCACGAUCCGUCCAGGCUGGGUGACCAUAGGGCCAGAGUUGACCAGCAGCAACUUCAAUGCCAACAUGUACAAACAAAUUGUGAACAAAGACGUGUUUGGUCACCUGACUGGCUGCACGGAUGAAAUCGAACGGCUCCGGCCGAAGUCCCCGCCUCCCAAGAACAAGCCCGGAAACAACAGCUCGGAGAGGGGCAACAAAGACGGCCGUGGUGGUGUGUCUGGACGAGGGGGCGUCUCCGGACGAGGUGGCAAUCCCAGUCGAGGCUCGUCGCAGCCGAGAGGUGGUGGCAACAAGGGCAUGUUGGUCAGUAGCCGAGGGCACCUUGGUCGGAGCCGUGGUGGUGUGAUGGGUAAUAGAAUGCGAGGAGGUGGGCGUGGUGGUUUCCGUGGACGUGGGCACAGGGGCAACCAAAUGCAACGAUAAGUCUGUUCACCUUAGGGACCACUUCUUCCCUAACCCCUGCUCCAUUUUGGCAGUGACAUUGAUCCCUUCUUCAUGGAAUACUUUACAGAAACCAACAUUCUCCAU
Octopus sinensis (East Asian common octopus) is the source of this 1964-nucleotide messenger RNA. Its product is annotated as N6-adenosine-methyltransferase non-catalytic subunit. The transcript is spliced from 10 exons. Bases 414 to 1859 code for a protein of 481 amino acids. Gene Ontology annotation, cellular component: nucleus; RNA N6-methyladenosine methyltransferase complex. Gene Ontology annotation, molecular function: mRNA binding. Lineage: Eukaryota; Metazoa; Mollusca; Cephalopoda; Octopoda; Octopodidae. The record is from RefSeq and is a predicted model, not a curated record.